UCGCGAGCGUUCGCUUCCGUCCUCCGGUUUGUGUGCGGGGUCGCUAGGAGCCGCAGGAAGACAGCGCGCGCACUUUUCGUGAGGCCUGCCGGGAGUGAGCGAAGCCCUCUGCGUGCGAAACCAAGCAAGAUUAUGCUCAAAGUUGGAAAAAUACUGAAAUACCUAGAGUGGAGAAAUGGAUUGUCAAGAUAAUGGAAUUAACAGAAAUGGCAAAAUUGAUCUGUUUGAUCAGAGAUGUCAGAAGACUUGGCAAAACAAUUAGCUAGUUAUAAAGCUCAGUUACAGCAAGUUGAAGCUGCUUUGACAGGAAAUGGAGAUAAUGAAGAUUUAUUAAAACUCAAGAAAGAUUUGCAGGAAGUUAUAGAAUUAACUAAAGACCUCCUUUCAACACAACCUUCAGAAACUCUUGCAAAUUCUGAUAGUUCUGCGUCUACCCUCCCCAGUCACACUUGGAAAGUUGGAGACAGAUGUAUGGCAAUAUGGAGUGAAGAUGGACAGUGUUAUGAAGCUGAAAUUGAAGAGAUAGAUGAAGAGAAUGGUACAGCUGCAGUCACGUUCGCAGGAUAUGGUAAUGCUGAAGUCACGCCUCUACUCAAUUUGAAGCCUGUGGAAGAGGGAAGAAAAACAAAGGAAGAUAAUGGCAACAAGCCUAUGUCCAAAAAAGAAAUGAUUGCUCAACAGCGAGAAUAUAAAAAGAAGAAAGCUUUGAAAAAGGCCCAGCGUAUCAAAGAACUAGAGCAGGAACGAGAAGAUCAGAAAGUCAAAUGGCAGCAGUUCAACAAUAGAGCAUAUUCAAAAAAUAAAAAAGGCCAGGUAAAGCGGAGUAUUUUUGCUUCUCCUGAGAGUGUUACAGGGAAGGUUGGAGUUGGGACCUGUGGAAUUGCAGACAAACCUAUGACACAGUACCAAGAUACAUCGAAGUAUAAUGUUAGACAUUUGAUGCCCCAGUAAUUAAGGGGGAAAUUGUCAUAUUUGCAGGGCUUUACAUUUAUCUUUUUAUUGUUAUAUUUUUCUAACAGUAAACAAUUGGUGCGUAAUG
This is a messenger RNA of Protobothrops mucrosquamatus (brown spotted pit viper), 1039 nucleotides long. RefSeq names its product survival motor neuron domain containing 1 (gene SMNDC1). Gene Ontology annotation, cellular component: cytoplasm; nucleus; precatalytic spliceosome. The record is from RefSeq and is a predicted model, not a curated record. Gene Ontology annotation, molecular function: RNA binding. The transcript has 7 exons. Bases 235 to 951 code for a protein of 238 amino acids. NCBI's taxonomy places the organism in Eukaryota, Metazoa, Chordata, Lepidosauria, Squamata, Viperidae. Gene Ontology annotation, biological process: regulation of alternative mRNA splicing, via spliceosome; mRNA processing.